UUUUAAUUUAAAUCAAGUGUAGAUGAAAUGAAUAUUAAUGGGCAUUGGAUGACAGAUUUUUGGCGACAAGGAAUAAAAUAUAGUACAAAAGAUAAACAAUUUUUUGCUGGGCAAAAAUAUGGAAAAGCUAUUUACAAACCAAAUAGAGGAAUAUAUGGAGUUGAUUUACAUUGGGCUAAUAGAGUAGAGAAUGGCUACACUGAAAUUCGGAUUCCGCUUAACAAAGCAUAUAUUAUACAUGCUCGAGAUUAUUCUAAGUAUAGACUUGAUGGACGUAUUGAAGAUACAAGGCCUUUGGAAUUAAACUUUACAUCUUUUGUUCGUCGCUAUAAACUUUCGAGUUUAUUAAAUAAAUUACCCAAAUCUGAAGCUUUAACUGUUGAACUAAAUAAAUGUUUGGGAUUUAAUUCUCAAGGAAUGAAAGUUUUAGUAGACAAAUCAGAAAGUAAAUGUUGGAAUUAUCAUAAAUGUAAUAUUAAAAAAGUUAGGGCAAAUUGUUUUAAUGUUAAAAAUACUUGGAUUAAACUGCGUAAAAAUAAUCUUUUAAUUAAUAUUUUAAUUAAAAGUAAAUUUCAAAAAGAGGCUAUUUGUACAUAUUAA
Meloidogyne enterolobii is the source of this 600-nucleotide messenger RNA. Lineage: Eukaryota; Metazoa; Nematoda; Chromadorea; Rhabditida; Meloidogynidae. The record is from the annotation of a GenBank genome assembly.